UUGUUUUGUUACUUUUGUGCUGUACUGUACUAGUUUGGAGUUUUCUGAUCAAUGACACUUGUUAAAAAUAAACUUGUGAUUUUGUAAGAUUGUAAAAAAAUUAUGAUGGGAGCCUCUAACACGGAAAAGACUGCAAAUAAUCCUCUAGAACAAUUUGUAUUAUUGGCAAAAACAGCUAAAGGAGCAGCGGCUCUCGAAUUAAUAAAACAAGCAAUUGAAACUCCAGGUGUCAAUGUUUUUGGUGAAUUAUUGGAUAUGCCAAAUAUCAAGGAACUUGAGAAUGGACCACAUGCCGCAUAUUGGAAUACUCUUAAUUUAUUUGCCUAUGGAACGUACAAACAAUAUUUAGAUAAUAAAGAUAAUCUUUUGGAAUUAACGCCAACGCAAAAAAAGAAACUUCAACACUUGACAAUUGUGACAUUAGCGACAAAGUCAAAGUGUAUACCAUAUUCAGUUCUUUUGGAAGAAUUGGAUAUAAAAAAUGUUCGCGAUCUAGAAGAUUUAAUUAUAGAAGCAAUAUAUGCAGAUAUUAUUAAUGGUAAAUUGGAUCAAAGAAAUUCACAGCUUGAAGUUGAUUUUGCUGGACUUGGUCGUGAUGUUAGACCAGGUGAUGCAGGAACUGUUGCUGAAACAUUAUCGGCUUGGGGUCAGGCUUGUGAUACAAUUUUAGCCUGCAUUGAACAGCAAGUUGCAAAAGCAAAUCUUGAAAAACAAAAAGCAACACAUCAUAAAGAGAAAAUUCAACAAGAAAUUGCAAAUAUUAAGAAACUACUUGCUGCUCAAGCUGGCGGAGGUGGUGUUCAAGAAGCCGACAUGGCCGGUAGUGGUACAAGUGCAGGGGGAAGUGAAUCUGGUAGAGAGGCAUUAUCGGUUCCUCCAGAUGCAAAGAAAAAACAACAAAAGACGAAGGGUUUUAGAGGAAGCGGGCCUUCGAAUCUGAUUGACGACAGCAUGAACUGACAAUGAUUGUGAUCAGAAAAUUGGGGAUGCUCUGGGAUCGAUAUUAAAGUGAAAACUUUGUGGCAAUGGCAUGGAUUUAAUCUACUGUAACAAUGAUGUAAGGACAUCAUCAUUCUAUCUGUAAUUUUUGUAUUUUUCGAAAAUAAAUUUCAUCUCUUCCGAAGAA
Molecule: messenger RNA, 1126 nt
Organism: Leptopilina boulardi
Lineage: Eukaryota; Metazoa; Arthropoda; Insecta; Hymenoptera; Figitidae
Gene: CSN7
Product: COP9 signalosome complex subunit 7b
Exons: 4
Coding region: 103-960 (285 amino acids)
Biological process (GO): COP9 signalosome assembly
Cellular component (GO): COP9 signalosome
Source: RefSeq, a predicted model, not a curated record